UCAUUCAUGUCUGGGGGAUGAGUAGUUUUGAAAACAAGUGUGGUGUCGUGACCUGUUGUGUAUUAUUUUGGCUCGUUUUCACGUAAAAUGGACUCCUUGCGCGAGCAGGUGAUGAUCAAUCAGUUUGUUUUGGCAGCAGGCUGUGCCAGAGAACAAGCAAAACAAUUGCUGCAAGCGGCACAUUGGCAGUUUGAGACGGCGCUGAGCAUCUUCUUCCAGGAGGCGGCCGUUCCCAGCUGUCCGCAGCCGCCAGGCUCCAAUUUUGGACAGCAGGUAUGCACACCAUGCAACACCCCAGCAACACCACCAAAUUUUCCUGAUGCACUACUGGCAUUCUCUAGGAUGUCCACAGGGGAUAAACUUAGCUCCUCACCAUCAGGAAUCUGCUCAACAUCUCCAAAUCAUACUUCGCUUCAGCAUCAGCAGCAACACCACCAGCAACAACAACAACAACAACAACAACAACAACCACAAUCACAACAGCACAUCUUUGGGUCACAGUUCCAAUCACAAAAUCAAGUGCAUCAUCCCAGUAAUACUGGUGUUGGCAUUAAUUUGCAGAGAUAGAUGAGCAGUAAAGACAACUUUAGAUGUUUUCUGUGUGUGCGUGUGAAAUAAACCCCCUCAGACUGUGAUGUAAUGGCAAAAAGUGGGGAGGAACAGUACUGAAGUACAAGAAGAGGAAAAGAUUUGACUUUGGGACCAGAAGAUAUUCUUCUGUGGUGUCCAUCAUCACAACUAUUUCUGUGACUAGCAAAUGUUGAAAUUCUUUACAAUGCUUAGACAAUAAAUAAUAGCCAGUAAUAGUCUGUGUGUGUUUGGAUCAGAUUGUAGGAUUAAUCGGACACGUUAAUACAUAUCUGCUGCACAUAAGGUAGCGGGAAAUGGGGGACUUUACCAAAAACAGUCAACUAUGGUGGAUAUCAUGUUAAGCAUGUGCAAAAAAUAUAUACUUAAAAUAUUUUAAUUGUUUAUCAAUUUACCUUAUGUUGACUUGGAACAAUAUGGCUGUAAUUCUCCUCCUGUCGUUGAUAGUUUUCUGUUGCUUCUUAUAAAUAUUGUAUAAUAUUUUAUAAAUAUUUAUAAGGCACAAGAAUGAAACUAAUGACAUCAGUAAAUUGUGGUAAAAAUUGUUUGUAUAUAAUUAUAUAUAUAUUAAUUGUUAAAUCUUUUUUCUAUAUUUGCAAGACAUACUUACUGAUUACAUUGUGUAACAAAGGUGCUCCUAAUAGGUUUAAUUUGCUUUGUCAGUGAUGUAUGUAAAACAUAAAGCUCGAUGUAAAUAGAGUAUAAAUUAUUGAAUGACUGGCCAAAAGGCACAUAAUAUCACUGAUAUCAAAAAGCAUAUAACUGAUGUAGUUUUUAGCAGAUCAAUAUCUGUGUGUAAUUGUGAUCAUCUGUACAAAAAAAGAAAGUGCAAACAGUGGUGUUCUGAUCGCUAUAGAAAUCGCAAAGAAAGAUUUUCUUGCUCUGA
This is a messenger RNA of Schistocerca serialis cubense, 1474 nucleotides long. Its product is annotated as UBA-like domain-containing protein 1. Gene Ontology annotation, molecular function: protein binding. The coding region runs from base 88 to 567 and encodes 159 amino acids. The record is from RefSeq and is a predicted model, not a curated record. The transcript has 4 exons. NCBI's taxonomy places the organism in Eukaryota, Metazoa, Arthropoda, Insecta, Orthoptera, Acrididae.